Molecule: messenger RNA, 7122 nt
Organism: Vitrella brassicaformis
Lineage: Eukaryota; Vitrellaceae
Source: the annotation of a GenBank genome assembly
CCCAGCUCGCCCCCCAGAAUUGUGAGGAAACUUCGCGAUGAGUGACGCCGUCCCUCCACCGCCAUCCAAGAUAGGAUCCCUCGAAGCCCCAACAGCCGCACUUGGCAACAGCGAGGACGGCGAUGGAAAAACGCAGAACAUUAACGUGGCAGUGCGUGUGCGACCACUUCAUGAGAGUGAGAAGAAGAGCUUCUCCAAUGCGUGGCGCAUCGACGGCAACGCCAUUCACCAGGUCGGUGCAGCCUCGCAGAAUGGACCUGGGCGAACAUCGCGGCGACUCGUCCAUAUCUUUCUCUCUUUCUCUCAGGUCCUCCCGGGUGUCCAGAAGGGAGCAGUUGAGGCAGCGCUUCGGAAAGCGUCAGCUGAGCGGCCGCCAAAGGCUGCUGCUGGAGGACUUGGGUCGAGGGCGACCGCGAGCAAGGGAGAAGAGCCCUUUGAGCCCCUGACAUUCACCUUCGAGACGAUUCUGGGUGCAGACAUCACAAAUGCGGACCUAUACGACCAGAUGGCCACGCGGAUGAUCAAGAAAACAGUGUUCACAGGUACGAGGAAGACAGGACAUACAAUGGCCACUGAAAGCCAUACAUGUCUCGCAGGAAUUAAUGGCUGCUUUCUCACCUAUGGCCCAACUGGAUCUGGGAAGACACACUCAAUCAUGGGGAAUCACGACGAUCCUGGCAUCCUGCCACGCGCAAUCGACGAGAUAUUCGCAUCCAUUGAGAGCUCGACAGAGAGCGAGACCAAGGAUAAGACGCAAGAGACGCACGAGUUCUCCGUUCGAUUCAGCUACUUAGAGAUAUACAAAGAGAUGGUCACCGAUCUUCUUCAAGACCCACCUGAGAAUCAAAACCUUGCCGUCAAAGAGGAUCCCGGCAAAGGUACAACACCAUGAAUGUCUUUCAUGUCUCCACGUAUGUUUCCAUGCAAUCAGGAUUCUUUGUACAAGGAGUGCUCGAGCGUCUUAUUUCGGGCGCUCAGGAGGCUCUGGUCCUCAUCGGCGAGGGAGAGAGUAAACGAAGAUAUGCAGCCACUGACUUCAAUGAGCGGUCCAGCCGAUCCCAUGUCGUUUGUACCUUCAUUGUGGAAAAGACGACGACCAAAGUUACACGAACAAGCCCACGCGGUUCACCAGCUACGUCUCCACCACUGCGCCGAUCGUCAUCACUCAAUCUAGACAAGGCCAAAGGGGAAGAUGGUAUGACAGAUCGGGGUCGGAAAGCAAUCACACCAGAUAUUGGCGACUUGUGGCUACUGUGUGUACCCACAGUGCCUUCAUCCAAGUCGGAGCGAGAGUUCGUGGCGGAAACAAAGACGACGUGUGUGGGGCGCUUGGUAAGUCUGUCGUGAUGUUUACUACGUGCCAGUGUGAGUUCUCCCUCUCUUUCAGCACGUCGUCGAUCUCGCCGGUUGUGAGCCGGCUGGGCACCUCAAGGGCGACCGGCUGGAGGAGGGCAAGUUGAUCAACAAGUCCCUAUUCUUCCUAUCUGAGUGCAUCUCCCGUCUCGUCAAGGCCCAACGCAAAGAAGACAAGGCGGAAAGGGAGGCGGCAGCCGCAGCGGCUGCAGCGUCGGCAGCGCCGGCACUCAAAGUGCCUCCAUCCCCCCUUCCCAAGGGUCCCGGCCGCUCAUCUGCCCCAACAGUGACGGCCGGCACGAUUCAGGAGAAGGCGGGCGCCGUAUCACACACCCACAUCCCGUAUCGGGACUCCAAACUGACCAGACUCCUUGCCAAUUCAUUAGGAGGCAACAGUCACACGGUGCUCCUGGUCACGCUGAAUCCCACAGAAAAUCACGUUGACCAAGCCAUCCAGGCUUUACGGUAGGCAGAAGGCGACGUCUCGCUCCCACAAGCCAUGUACGCCGUGUCUCAUGUUGAAUACGUUCUUUCUUUACGGGCAGGUUUGCGGCCAGGGCCAAAAUGAUCAAGAACAGGAUCGAGGAGAACUUCAUUUCGCCCGAACAAUCCGUCAUUCACCGCCAGAACGAGCUCAUCAAACAACUGCAAGCACAGCUCCGGGAUUUGGAGUCAAAGCUUAAGGAUACUGGCCCUGGACGCGGCGACUUGCUUGUCAUCACGAAACCACGAGUUGUUCUCCCUGAUACAGAGAAGCGCGGCGAAGUGGAUCCCGUUUUGUACGCGAUGCGCCGCCAGUCUCUCGUGCCUCCUGGCGGCCUUGCGCGUGGCAAAUCUGGUGUCAGUGAGGUGUCAGCGAUCACGGAGGACAACGAGGAAGAGGAGGAGGACGAAGGCACGCAAAUGAUCAAUGAGAUACAGGACAAGCUGGAGAUGUUUCAAAAGAUGAUCUUCCGAUCGCAAAGCAAAAGGGAAAAGGAGGCAGAGGUAAACGGAGACACACAGACAUGACCACCAUGAGGGAUGGGCGUCCAUUUUCGUUUUCUGUCUCUCAGGAGGAAGCCAAAUACAAUCGUGUCCGUCGCGCCACUGAGGCAGCGCCGCUUGCAUUGGCACGCGGUUUCAACAAGCUCGACAUUCCGCCAGAGGCUACGCAAGCACGGCGCAGCUCCGCCAUGCCUGGAACCAUCUCCCUUCAGCUGGCAUCCGCUCUCAGAAGCCCCGACGGCCGCAAGGGAUCACUCAAGGUAUCAUGGCAAGACACAGUCCAAGAGGAGGAUGACGGUUCAGAGCUGGCAUCCUCUUGGGAGUCAAUGAAGGAGAGACGCAAGCAGGCGGGGAAGAGGCCUGUUGAGAAGAUCGACAUGGCCACCAGCACCUCCCAUCUGUCGCUCACUAUCCCUGAGGCCCAGGCCGCGCCCAGUGACCUCGAUAGAGUCAGCAGACGUCUGGAGAAAGUCGACGUUGUGUUGGAAUACAUUGUCAGCUACCUCGACCGCAAGAAGAAGGGCCCCGACAACGAGGCUGUAGGCGAGGGGGUCGACAGAAGUGCCACCAUGAAGCUGGAGGCCGAUCUUGCGAAAACAGAGAAAGAGGAAGAGAAUCCAGAAGAAGAAGAAGAAGAAGAGCAGGGACAAGACGGCAUGUCUCGUCUUGCUCUUGCUGUAGACAAGGUCGAGGGCCGCAUGUCAGGCUUAAAAGGCGGCAUCAGAGGCAUGAUCGAUCGCUCCAAGGCCGAGAAGAUGCGCUGUGUUGAGAAGGAGAAAGAGCUCGAGUCAAAGAAGGAGAGGCUGGAGCAGUCUUACGAGGAGAAAGUCAAGAGCAUCCAAGGAGCCACUGAGGAGCUUCAGGACCGCCUCAAGGCGAGCCGCGAUGCAGAGUACGAAAGUCUUCAAAAAGUGGAGGACCUCGAGACCGUCACCGUGGCUCAAGAGAAGGAUAUCGAGAGAUUGCAGCAGGAACUCAUCGAGGCUACAGAAAAAGCGGAGGCCAAAGGUGAAUCUUGGUGCUUUCAACUGCAAAGAACCACUUUGGUUGGCGAUUCCCCUUGUCCUUGCUUGUCAUGCAGACGCAGAGGUCGAGCGAGCCAUUGCGGCUGCUGAAAGCGAGAAAGAGGCGCUGAAGGCAGAUGAGGCCCGACUGAAGGCACAAAACGCCCAUCUCAUCUACGAGAAGGUCAAGCCCAUCCCAUAUGCAUUUCUCGAGACUGCCGUUCCUAGAUCUGCUUUCCGCUUCCUCAGGUCACACUUGAGACCAAGUUGGAGGAGCUGCAGAAGCAAAUGGAAGAUUGCGAGAAGCAGUACGAGCAGAAACUAGAUAAUUUCAAAGAUCAAGCGAGGAAGUUCCAAGAACAGGCGAAGGCCCAGAUGCGACGCCUGUCAAUGAACACAAGGGGAUUGGUGGGCCACGGCAUGCGUCUUGCUGACCGCAACGCCAGACGGCUGUCGGCAGCCAGCAUGCCCAUUCCAGAAACGAGAGAUGAAGCCGAGCUUGAAGAGCCGCCGGCCAGGUCGGCUUCUGUGGGUGAGACAUCCGGGCGACUGGUGCCUAAGGGCUCAACAGACGUCCUCAUGUCCCGCGGUACAGUCGCUGUGUCGGACUUUGGCUGCCAAUUUGGCGAUGAGAACGAGAUAGACCACCAAGGCAUGCAGACCGAGACAAAGGAGCUAACAUCCAGCGAGAUGCAAGCGCGUGUGGAAGGCCGAGACUCAGGCGCUCUGCAAACCGAGCCUAUUGAGGCUAUCGAGCAAGCUAUACAGAGCGAGAAGCUGAUGGGCCUUACUGACCAAAUGACGCAGAGUGCGCCCGAGAUCAAAGACCAGAUGGAGCAGGCUGCACUAGAGACACAAGAGGCGGGGAGCCAACACAUUGCGCACGCGCUAUUGGAAGGGAGCGUGCAGACUGCGGUGUCUUUCAGCGGGGCGGGCUUUAUUGAGGGCACCGUGCAGACAGAAGGCGCCGUGCUUCAAGACAGCGAUAUGCACAUGGCGUCAGUUCCCCCUUCGGAGAGGCUGGAGGCGGCCAUGCAGACAGAUAACACUGAAGGAAGCCAUGCUGAAUCCCAGACUGACGCCCUCGAGAACCUCCUCGUCUUCAACAGCACGCAGACGGAAACUCGGGAAACAAGGGACCAGGAGGGCCAGAUUGAGGCCCCCGUCUACCAGGACCAGAGCAGCCGGUGGGAAGGCGGCUCCCAAAUGGAUACGGCCGUCCAGACAAGUAUUGGUGAGGGGAUCCUGGCGAAUGACAAGGCAACACAAGCUCUCCAGAACACUGAUGUGGCUGAGGCUCAGACGGAGAGCCCCCUCAUAACCGGAGCUGCGGCCUCAAUCGGCAAUCAGACGGACGAAAAGAAGACCGACAGCCGAAUUUCGCAGACCGACGCCCUUCCUGUCCAGCAUGCCAUGAACCAGACGGAUGUCUCUCACCUGAGGUGUCCAGCAACUCCACGAGCGACCCAAACAGUCAUCAAUUGCGACCAUGCAGCCUGUCAGACUGACGCAGCAGGACUGGCUGAGCCACAGACUACGGCCAUGCAGACCGACAAGUCGGCUCUGGGCACCUCGGGAGUGCAGACGCACACGGCAGCUCUUCUGGAGGCCAGCACAUCUCAUACGGACCUGCUUGGCUCGUCUCACGCCAUGAACCAGACUGAAGCGGCUCUCACUCGGGUGCCUGAGAAGGAGCAGCAAACGCAGGUUGAAGUGGCGACGAGGGGCGGCGAAAGUCAUACCGCGGAGUCCCUCUUGACGAAACGCCAAAGCCACUCGUUCUCCCAGACAGACCUGUCGCUGGUGAAAGUCGUCCCUGAAGACAAGCACACGCAGACGAUGGCAAGGACGGAGAAGACGGCCACACAGACAGAUGAGACGCGGAUCGACCCCAAGCAGAAAGGCAAAGGAGUCCAGACACAAGCGGUGGUGGUGGAGGCCAAGCGCUCCCAGACCGACCCGCCCCCUCUGGAAGACGUCCGCAGCCAAACCGAGCUCUCACUUGUGCGACACACGACUCGCGACUCGAGCAGCCAGAGCCCUCAGAUGCCACCCUUGCCGCCCCCAACCAGCAGAAGGGACAGCUCGGGCCAGACGAUUGAGUCGCCGCGACGCGCAAGCCCAAGUCAGACCGAAGACACGCCGAGGCGUGCUUCUGUCACACAGACGGAUCGGGCGGCUUCGAGGGAGAGGGACAUACAGACCGAGCCGAGACAGUGCAGGUCCGUUGCCUCCGGAGAACCCAGCCCCACUGAAGUGCGCGUGCGAUCGACCCAGACCGACAGCGGUGUCCCAUCUCCCUCUCCCCGCUCAGAGGGCGGCAUGGCUUGUCCACAUUGGCACGGACCGAUGGUGCCACCGUCUUCGUCGCUCAUCACUCCUCGACCGACGGACCCAUUUCAGCCGUUUCUGCCCCAACAGCAGCAGCAUGCAGUGGAGCAGCAGCAGCAGCAGCAGCAACAGCAGUACCUGCAGCAGCCGCAGCAGCUGCAGACUGAUGGAGGCGAGAUGCGUCGUGCUACAUAUUUGGUUGGCGAUGGACCCGUGCAGCCUGAAUGCCGCGGCUCAGGAUACAUCGUCAUUCAGGCAAGCGACCGCAGCCCAUCUGCACCUCCCCCCGCUCCCCCUCCCUCCCUUCAUAUCACCAACACGGUCACAUCAGCCUCCCCUGCACGCGACCCUUCCGUGGGCGGUUCGGCGGUCGGGAGCCCGGAGGACAAGAGGAUCAUCGUGACACGCAGCUCCACAAGACAGGCACACGACGACCCCGUGGCCCAUGUGCCAAGGAACAGGGAGAGGGAGGAGAGGGAUGAGCGCCAUGUGGAGCGGGAGAGGGACGGGGAGAUGGCCGAGAUGAUUCGCUUGCUGCGGCGUGUGCUGGAAGGAAACAUGCCCGCUGAGGCGGUGCCUGGUGCGCUGGCGUCGAUUAGGGGGGGCGGUGGUGUGGCCGGCCAAGGCGUGCCGGCACUGGGCAGCAGGGGGCCCGAGUGUGGUGCGCCUAGUCUGCGGUGUCGAUAUGUGACGAGAGGGGCAGCAGGGGGGGCAGAUGACCGCCAGCUGCAGAACGUAAGACAGAGACACGGGCUCCAUUCUCUGCCUGCACAUCUGCCUGUCGAUUCUUGCUGUUCAGGAGCUAGAUCAGCUGCGCCGGAUGUUGGCCGAUUUGACUGACAAAUCAAGGGCCAUUAUAUCGUCCCGUGAUUUGUCGGUGAGGCCACACAAAAGAGAAGCACAUGAGGCAAAGGACUGCUACCACCAACCCGCUCCAUCGUCCAGACCCCCCCUGCUGGGCGGUGGCCCCGUCAUCCACUGCCCGGCGGUUGGGCGUAUUCCUGACACACACAAGAUUGGACCACGCGGCACGGGAGGCGGCGGGGGCGCACAGAUAAACAUACUAGGCGGUGGUCUGAGAGGCCGGGGCAUGGCGGCUGAGUCUGGUCAAGGAGUGGAUGACCAAUUUCUGUUCUUUGUCUCGACACCGGCCACUUCGCCAAGGAGGGCGGGGGUGGACAGCAGAAGGCACGAGACGAUGCAGGAGAAGCUUGUGCCGCAGAGUGCGAGACAGGAGAGAGACAAGAGGCCUUUCUACUACAGGUGGUGACUGUGUGCGUGAGUGAGACACACAUACAUUUGAUAGAUCCAUGCGGUAGACGGCUAGUGCAGAUACGUACAUAGAGACUUUGUGCAAUGGCGACGGAUCUCGAUGACGGAUGGAUGGAUGGAUCUGCAUCAAUCGGAAUCAGAUCAGACACAGCGUACUGUACAAGCAUUGCACUCC